AGUUUUGAUUAGUUCGCAAUUUGUCGUUUUGCUCACCGAAUUUAGAUUGUUUUCUUUCGACAAACAAAACGAAGACGACGACUGAGACAAGCUUUUUGGUACCUACCUAUAUAGCAGUUCUGUUAGUGCUAAGGUAGUCAGUCGUUAAUGUAACACGCACUUAGCUACUCGAGAGGUUAACUCGUUUCAGGUUUCUGUACGAUCAAACCGAUAACGAUAAUAAUAUUAUUGUCGUAGUUGCUUAUAUGGGCUCGAAAAUUAUUUAUUCUUUGAGACCAAUGCCUGAUAUUGUUUCGACGUAGGUGCAUACAAUCAUACUUCAUAAUAAUAUAUAGGUAUAGUUGUAUACGAUAGUAGGUAAAUGGUAGGUCAGGUACUUAAGUGUAUAAUAUUUAGUUGGUUGUAAAAUGCAUUUUGUAGCGUGUAAUUUAUCUAGUGAGAGAGAAAGGACAGCGGCUAUAUAUGUGUUCAAUUAUGUUCUUGCAUUAUUCAUGAAAAUUUUGUCAUGCAUCGAGUACCUACCUACCUACUUACCAUUAUUUUUUUAUCUUACUGUGAAUGUUCUUAUAUUGGUACAUAUUAUCGUCAUAAUAAUUGUAAUUCAUUCAAAAAGUUAUAAGAGAGUAUUGAUUAGAUUAGAAGCUAUUACUAGUUGACUUGAUGAUUUUUUUAUUUUUCUCCAUAUUAUGAAUAGUGUGGUUACAUACAGUAGAUAAUCCUUUGUCGUAGACUAUUGAAUGUUUUGUUUUUGAAAUGCAUGAAUUCCAGAUAUUAUUUUAACAGCAUACUAUCAAGAUGACAAAUAAUACGUCACUAUUCCGCGGAGUACGUAGUUCAAAGUUUCGUCAUGUAUACGGAUCCCCGUCCAGGCGAGAAGAAUUGUAUGACAAUAUACCAAUCACACGUAAUGCUCAUGAUUCUAAUUUUUGUGCUGCCAACCCAAAAUUUGUCGCCAUUGUGACUGAAGUAGCUGGUGGUGGAGCAUUUGUAGUACUACCAAUAAAUAAGACUGGUCGUUUAGAUUUAAAUACGAGCAAAGUUACUGGCCAUAGAGGUCCAGUUUUGGAUGUAAAAUGGAAUCCAUUCAAUGAUAACAUAAUUGCAUCUUGUUCUGAUGAUUGUACUAUUAAAUUGUGGUAUAUCCCAGACAGUGGUCUAAGUUGUAACUUGAAUGAAUGGCUGAUAGAGUUACGUGGACAUCGUCGCAGAGUGGGUUACAUUGAAUGGCAUCCAACUGCAGAAAAUGUCAUAGCUAGCUCUGGUUUUGAUUACAUGGUUAUGUUAUGGGAUGCGGGAACUGGUCAAAUUUUAAAUACAAUUGAUUGCCAUCCAGAUAUUGUGCAUUCAUUAGCAUUCAAUAGAGAUGGUACCAGAUUAGCUACAACUUGCAAAGACAAAAAAAUUAGAUCAAUUGAUCCUAGAUCUGGAUUAGUAGUUUCAGAGGGAAUUUGUCAUGAAGGUUCACGUUCGUGCAAGGUUAUUUAUUUAGAUAAUGAACGGUUGUUGACUACAGGUUUUUCAACAUACUCCGACAGGCAGAUAGCUAUUUGGAAUCAUACUGAUUUAUUAGAACCUUUGCAUCGUGUCAAUAUUGAUUCAUCGUCAGGAAUCUUAUUCCCAUACUAUGACUAUGACACAAGAAUGGUUUACUUAGCUGGAAAAGGAGAUGGCAAUAUAAGAUAUUAUGAAAUAGUUGACGAAUCACCAUAUAUACAUUUUUUAAAUCAAUUUAUAUCUGGUUGCCCACAGAAAGGAUUUGGAAUGAUGCUUAAACGUGGCUGUAGUGUGAGUCGUUGUGAAAUUAUGCGAUUUUAUAAAUUACAUACUACUCGUAAUGUCUGUGAACCAAUUUCAAUGAUUGUUCCAAGAAAGAGUGAUCAGUACCAACAUGACUUAUAUCCUGAUACGGCUGCUCCAGUACCAGCAUUGAGUGCCCAAGAAUGGUUUAAUGGAAUCAGCAAACCACCAGUUUUAAUGUCAAUGAAAACAGGGGUUUCAGUGAAAACACAUAAGCCUCAAGCAUUUGUUUCCAAUGAAGCCACUCGCAAUGAUACCAAUUAUCGUAUGAAAUUUGCCUUCCUCUCCAAGGAAACAGUGCCUGAUUAUCGACCACUAGAUAUGUUGCCAGAGAUUGAAAAAAUCCAAAAGACUCAAGUUAAUCAAAAUACGAGAUUUCAACAAAUACAGCAGAAAUUGAAUAAUUCAUUAGUAGGAAAAUUCACUAACAUGACUGAUGGAGAUGAAGAAUGCAAUAAUAUGAAGGAAAACUCAAAUUACAACGAUAAUUUAAAAAAUGAAUAUCAAAUGAAAAAAGCUUUCACUCGUCAAUGUGAAGAACUAAAUAUGCUCAGAAAGCAAUUGGCCCACAGAGAUCGGCGCAUUCAAGACCUCGAAGAUCUCGUUUCCACACUUCAAUCGCAGCUUAAAGUUCAAAGAUUACAGUAAUCAGUAGAUUAUUACAUGGUGCAAUUUUUUCUCUAUAUAUAUAUAUAUAUUUUAAUACUUUUGUGCUUAUGCCUUUUGGCUAAAAGUAUGGCCCAAAGAUUAUGAAACCUAAUUGAGUAAUUAUCAAUCAAAUAAGCUUUGAGCUGCAAUUGUUUUUAAACUAAGAACCAAAUUCAGGGUUGAGACUAAAUGUCUGGAGAAACGAAAAGAAAAUUCUUUUUUUGCACCCUAUUACUUCUGUGAUCAAAUAAUAAUUUUGUAAUUUUUGCAUUAAUGUUUUUGCAUAACCUAUAUUUUUUUUUUAAAUUAGGUUACUAUUUGUCAUUUAUAUAUUUCUGUUAAGCAAUGUAUGUUUUUGCUAGUAAUUGAAAUUAGUUAUUUUUUAUUGCGAGAUAAAAUACAAAUAACUUGAGGUGUCAUAUCUCAUAAGAAAAUGUUUCUUAAAAAUAAAAUAUAUAAAAGAGAGUGUUAAAGUGAAAUCUGAUUGAUUGUAUAUUUUAAGUCUAAAAAAAUCAGUCAAUAUUAUAUAUUUAUACUCAGAAGUAAGAAACGUAAACAGUGCCCAACUUGUGCGCGGGGCUUGGCAAUACUAGAAGACAGGUAUAGACAGGUAUAUAAAUUAGUGACUUGUUGAGGGAGAAGGAGUGAUAAACGGGUGUUACCUGACUGCUGCCGAUAAAAACUGGUUGCUGCUGUUUGCGUUUCUUAUUUUGAUCAGAGUACCUAUAGUUUUAUUAUUUAGUAAUUUUAAAAGACUUUAUUUGGUUAAACUUAGAGAACAAUUAUUAUUAAUUUACUAGCAGCUAAAUAUUUUGAGAAAUGUCCUUGCAUUUUGGUGACUGUUAACAAAAAUCAAAUCAUCAUGGCAUAUAAUAUAUCAUAUAUUUUGUUUUGUUUUAUUAUAUUGUUUGAGGAAUAAACAAUAAUUACAAUUUAUUGUGAAGUUAAACUUAAGAUGUAUUUUCUUUGUCUAUAUGCAAGAUGUCCUCUUAAUCAUUUUGAUUAAUGUCAAACACAAUUAUUUUAUAUCACAUUGACCAACAAAUAAAUUAUUUAAUAUAGACUGAACAAAUUAAAAACAAAUGCUCCAAUAAUUACAAUAAUGUUAGUACUAUACAGAAAUCUAAGUAUAUAGUAUAAACUCAUGUAUUAUAUUAUAUUUAAAUUUGUCUUACAAUGCUACAAACUAAAUGAGGUUUAUUCUGUUAACGCUUUAAUGAGAUUUUCACUGCUUGUGUUAUGGGUUCUAAAAAGAUAUAGAGAAUAAUUUCAGAUAGAUACAUGUUUCUGACAGCCUGUUUUGUUUUUAAUAUAAUAUAUUACAUACAUUUUAUAUCACGUUGUUUGAAUUGUAAUAAGUCUAUAAAACUAUAUAAUAUGCACAGUCAGGUUAGGCGAAAUAACUGCCAAUGUAUUUCACAUGAUAUCAUUAUAUGAAACUUCAAACUGAUUGUCACAUUUAAAAAAUAUAUUUUUUAAGUUUUGUAAUAACGUGCGUUGAACCAUAUUUGAUAUUAUAUAGUCUUAAUAAAUGUGUAUUUUUUUUACAAACAUGAAAUUUAGUCUCGCCUGACGCGCUAUCAAAACGUUGUCUUAUGUCAUUAUUUAUUUUUGAGAAAUAUAAUGUAACUGUUAAAUGAGUUUAGUACGGCGGAUUGAUUUAUGUAUACCUAAGUUUAUUAUAAUAUUGUGCUUUAAUUUUUUUUCAUGCGGUUUUAGAUGUUUAUAAAUAGAUAAAAUAAUUUAUUGAUACAAUUUGUUUGAAAGUUAAUUGGUUAUUAAAAUUCUAAUAGUUAAUAUUUUUAUAAAUUGUCUGAUAUAAUCAACUUCCGUUGACGGUUCACCUCUUAAUAUCGGCCAUUGUCUAAUUCCUUCAAUAGAAGUUCUAUGGACAUUUUACUGUACCUCUAAAACCGCACGAAAACAAGUGAUGGGGAUGUGCAUAUUUUAUUUUAUGAUUAAAUUAUUAAGUUUUUUAGUUUGACAAUUAUUAAGUUUUAUUUUUUAUUAUUUUGCUAUUUUGCUUUUUAUAUACGCUCUACAAAACAGCUAGUAUCUGAGGAUGUUAAUACAUUAUAUUGACAAGUUUUAAUAUUUAUUUGUUUUUAAUUUUUGUAUUAUGUAGAAAUAUGUUCAAUGUCGUACUCACAUUCCCAUCAAAAUAAUAUACGCUUUGAACAAAUAAAUAAAUAGAGUUUGUACCUGUGUUUGAUGUUUUGCUACUAUAAGCUACAAUUUUUUUUUUUUAUAUAUUUAUAUUUAAAUAUUACAUGAAACAUUAAUAUAUAUUUUUAAUUUUUGCUUAUAUAGUUAUAAAUAUACAUGUAAAACGUAAA
This is a messenger RNA of Acyrthosiphon pisum (pea aphid), 4781 nucleotides long. RefSeq names its product coronin-2B. The coding region runs from base 796 to 2445 and encodes 549 amino acids. Gene Ontology annotation, molecular function: actin filament binding. The transcript is spliced from 14 exons. The record is from RefSeq and is a predicted model, not a curated record. NCBI's taxonomy places the organism in Eukaryota, Metazoa, Arthropoda, Insecta, Hemiptera, Aphididae.